AUGCAAGGAGGAUCAUCAGGCGUUGGCUACGGUCUCAAAUAUCAGGCAAGGUGCAUAUCAGAUGUGAAAGCAGACACAGAUCACACCAGCUUUAUCACUGGAACUCUCAGUCUCAGAGAAGAAAACGAGGUGCAUUUGCUUAGGUUAUCUUCAGGUGGAACUGAAUUGAUAUGCGAGGGCUUGUUUUCGCAUCCUAAUGAGAUCUGGGAUCUCUCUUCAUGUCCUUUUGAUCAACGCAUUUUCUCCACUGUUUUCUCUACUGGUGAGUCAUUUGGAGCAGCGGUGUGGCAGAUUCCUGAGUUAUAUGGGCAGUUAAAUUCCCCGCAAUUGGAAAAGAUUGCGCCUCUUGAUGGACACGCUGGCAAGGUUAAUUGCAUUCUCUGGUGGCCAUCUGGAAGAAAUGAUAAGUUGAUAAGCAUUGAUGAGGAAAAUAUUUUCUUGUGGAGUUUAGAUUGUUCAAGAAAAGCUGCACAGGUGCAAUCAAAGGAAUCAGCAGGUAUGCUGCAUUACUUAUCUGGUGGAGCCUGGGAUCCGCAUGAUGUAAAUGCUGUUGCAGCAACUUGUGAAUCCUCUGUCCAAUUUUGGGAUCUACGGACAAUGAAGAAAACAAGUUCAAUUGAGUGUGGCCAUGUUCGCAAUGUCGACUAUCACACCAAGAAGAAGCAUACACUUGUUACUGCAGAGGAUGAAUCUGGGAUACAUAUAUGGGAUCUUAGGAUGCCUAAGGUUCCUAUAAAAGAGCUUCGUGGACAUUCACACUGGACAUGGGCUGUCACAUGUAAUCCUGAAUAUGAUGAACUGAUUCUGAGUGGUGGUACAGACUCAACUGUCAAUUUGUGGUUCGCUUCUACAACAACAAGUGAUGAGUUGGCAUCUGAAAGUGUGGAUGAGUCACCAACUCAAGAACUUGAUCCGUUGCUGUACUCAUUCAGUGACUAUGAAGACAGUGUCUAUGGGCUUGCUUGGAGUUCUCGAGAACCGUGGAUUUUUGCAUCUUUAUCCUAUGAUGGGAGGAAAGUUAGAUGGCAUGGAGAAACUCAUUUGACAAUUGUUCACAAUCUAAUCAUUCAAAUUGCAUGUCCUGUCUUGCAUGCAGGUGGUUGUAGAAUCAAUAAAACCUUAUCUCCCCAGAAAAUGAAUUCAUCUCAGAUUUGGCCAUACGCGGAAGAGUUUUUCCCGGUUAUAAUCAUCCGUGGGCUGUGGACGCAAAUGCGCCUCCCCCUCCUUUUUGGCCCUUCUGCUGAGGCGCUCGAAAUCCGAAGGUUUUUCCUUCGUACGGUACACGCAAUCUUUUCCUCACACAGGAGAAUGAGGCAGAAGUUAUCGAAGACAACAAUCCAUCUAAAAUUAUUUUCGUAA
Molecule: messenger RNA, 1359 nt
Organism: Dovyalis caffra
Lineage: Eukaryota; Viridiplantae; Streptophyta; Magnoliopsida; Malpighiales; Salicaceae
Source: the annotation of a GenBank genome assembly